GUUGCGGUCAGCGGGAGGCCGUCAGGGCCUCGCCACUUUCUGGGCUGAACUUUGAGGAGUGCGAGUGGCUUCAGCGGUGUGGAAUUGUCCCUGAGGAGAUGGGAUAUGGAGCUCCUGUCCAUUCAAGGGCAUUGAUAGGAGCCAAGAAGACCUGGCGCGGAUUCAGGCCUGCCAGGCCUCAUGGACCCACAAAGACCUGUUGAACUGCAGUUCAGGGGAUGUCCCAGCUGACACGAUCUGAUCACACAAAGCCAUGGGGGACUGGAACCUUUUGGGAAAGCUCCUGGAGAAGGCCCAGGAACACUCCACGGUGGUGGGCAAGGUGUGGCUGACGGUGCUCUUCAUCUUCCGGAUCCUAGUGCUGAGUGCGGCCACGGAGAAGGUGUGGGGCGACGAGCACUCGGGCUUCACCUGCGACACCAAGCAGCCCGGUUGCGAGAACGUCUGCUACGACAAGACCUUCCCCAUCUCUCACGUCCGCUUCUGGGUGCUGCAGAUCAUCUUCGUGUCCACGCCCACGCUCAUCUACCUGGGCCACAUCCUGCACCUGGUGCGGAUGGAGGAGAAGCAGAAGGAGAAGGAGAAGGACCGGCAGCUGCACAAGCCGGCCGAGGUUAAGCACAGGAAGCCUCUGAUGAGGGACGACAAGGGUCACGUGCGCCUGCAGGGGGAGCUCCUGCGCACCUACGUCUUCAAUGUGAUUUUUAAGACGCUCUUUGAAGUGGGCUUCAUUGUGGCGCAGUACCUCCUGUACGGGUUCGAGCUCAAGCCCAUGUACACGUGCGGCCGAGCCCCUUGUCCCAACGUGGUCAACUGCUACAUCUCCAGGCCGACAGAGAAGACCAUCUUCAUCAUCUUCAUGCUGGGGGUGGCCAGCGUUUCUCUGCUCCUCAACCUCAUCGAGAUCUAUCACUUGGGUUUCACCAAAUGCCGCCAGGGCAUCACCUUCAGGAGGAGUCGGCAAACAGCCGAAAACAGCUCCCAGGAGCCCAGCGAGAGUGCCGCGCCCUUUGCACCCAGUUACGAUGAUUACUUUCAUGGGCAGGUCCAGCCCGCCUACCCUCCGGUUCCGAGCUACAACCUCUCGCCCGUGUCGGACGUGGCCGACUCCUCCUUCCACCCGUACCACAGCAAGGCGGCGUACAAGCAGAAUAAGGACAACCUAGCGGUGGAACGCAGCAGCAAGCCGGAGGAAUGUGACCUGAAAGGCAAGACGGCAGCAGGAUCAGCUCCCGGGUCGCCCACGCAGACCCGGCCCAGCAGGAGCUCCAAACACAGCAACAACAAGACCAGAAUAGACGACCUGCAGGUCUGAGCCGGCCUCUGCUUCUGUCAGCAGUCUUAACUUGCUGCCUGCAGAUCACAUUCAACCAAACGGUUUGACUCAUUCCAGCCCGAAUUCACGUCCCACCUCACGGACGUGGCUCUGUCUAGAGCGAGGCCGGCCUUCAGCGCACUGCGCGGCUCUGGUGACCGACUCCAGGCUUCCACACAUUCAGUAACUGGAGACGUGUCAGCAUUUACGUAGAGGGGGAAAGGGUCAAGGUCACCUUCAAGGACACUCCCCUACCGAGGUCACUGUGUCUCCUCGGCCCUCCAACCAGAGCGUCAGUAGAAACCACAUGACAUUCUUCGUUCUUGUUUAUUUCUUUCAUUUCUUGUGAAGCACUUGGUGACAACAGUGGAAAUAAAUAUGUCUUAAAUGAUUGACAGAUUUUGUGUUUAGGAGCAGCUUCAUGUCGGUGGCAGCAGGAAGUGUGUGGAAGCUCCCUGGCAGGAGCUGGAACUGCUGUCCAAGCCAUGACUCGGGCCUCAGACACAGUCCCAUACUUUCAUUUGUGAGGCCUCCAACAGCCAGAAAUACAUGUGGUCCUGACCUUCAAAGUCAAUUCUGCGUGAGGCACUUUGUCAUUUCCUUCUGUUCAGUGAGUGUGUAGAGGCAAGAGCUUCAUCUGACUGAGUUUAUUGCCCAACACACAGAAUGAACAAAUAAGAGAAGAAUCAUCCCAGAUUCCCUCGUGUUGGGUGAAACACAUUUCCUCAAACUUCAUCCGCCGGAGAAAUCAAAUCCGAAUUGAAGAAAGAUCUUGGAAGUGUUUAUAAGAGCAGCAUUACUCACUCGGCUACAUUCAUAUAUAAGAUGCAUUUCACGCCAUAAAUCACCUUAAAACACAAUAAUGUCGGCGUCGUCACGGAGGAGCUCACACAUGCGUCCGAGAUGUGGACGAGGACGUGAUGUAUGGGCGCGUGAGCUUCCAGCUCUUUGAAAUCAAAUCUUUACAGUGCACGUCUCGGCUGGCCGCACGUCUGUCGUUCAGAAUGGGAUUGACAGAGUGAGUCCAGAGUUCAGUUCU
Synchiropus splendidus (mandarinfish) is the source of this 2354-nucleotide messenger RNA. RefSeq names its product gap junction alpha-3 protein-like. The record is from RefSeq and is a predicted model, not a curated record. Gene Ontology annotation, biological process: cell communication. Gene Ontology annotation, cellular component: connexin complex. The coding region runs from base 254 to 1315 and encodes 353 amino acids. The transcript is spliced from 2 exons. NCBI's taxonomy places the organism in Eukaryota, Metazoa, Chordata, Actinopteri, Syngnathiformes, Callionymidae.